AACCCCCCCCUCUAAAAAACUCAUAACCCGAACGUUAAAACCGCCCUCUCCGCAUUCCCUCACUCCAAUGUUAUAAAAUUGAAAGACUCUCAAAGCGUUCCCGGCGAUUGGCAUAGCAAAUAAGAAAUCUAUCCCAACGGGAAAAUAAAGAAAAUUUCUCCAACAAAGUUAAAAACAUAUAUAUUUUUUCAGAGGGAAUUGAGGGAAAACUUUUUUUUUUUUUUUGGUUUUAAAGAUUGAGCUCGCUUUGUGUUUUGGAUGCAAUCAAUGGUGUAUUCUGGUGACGGAGAGAUGGCGAUGGGUUCCGAGAGAUCAAAACCACUUCACAAUUUCAAGCUGCCUUGUUUGAAGUGGGGCAAUCAAAGGUAUCUCAGGUGUAUGAAACUUGAUGAUGCUUCCACCGCCACCGACUCAUUGUCUGCCGCCGCUGAUCAUCACCAGCAUCGUCGUCGUCAUGUGUUUCAGAGACGCCGAUCUCCCCCAUCAAAAUUUGAGAGUUUGAUGGUUGGUGGAAUGCGGCGGCGCGAAUCUAAGUCGUCUCCCAGCAGCAAGAAAAACGAUUAUGGAAGGAAGCAGCGAUUGCUGAUAUCAAAGGGAGAGGCGGCGGAGGGGAUCGAGGCAGUUAGGGAGAAGAUCAUGAAGGAUCUUAAAACUGCGGCGGAUAAGAUCAAAGAUGCAAUUUUUAGAGACAAAGUGUCCGACGAUGAUGACGUGGACGACGAUGAGGAUGAAUUUGAAGAGCUUAAACAGAAAGUGAAAGAGAAAGAGAAAGAGAGUGAAGAAUCGCCUGCGGUAGAGGUGGAGACGAGGCCGUGGAAUCUCAGGACAAGACGUGCUGCGUGUAAGGCUCCGAUUGACGGACAAGGAACUAACAACAAUUAUAGUUCUCCGAUGAAGAAUGAGGCGAUUAAAUCACCCAGAGUAAGAGACAGAGGACCGUCGGUCGCAUCGGCGGCGGCCUAUGACAACAAAAGGCCACGACCGAAAUUCUCGGUGCCGCUAUCAAAGAAAGAGAUCGAGGCGGAUUUCAUGGUGAUGGCUGGACACCGCCCUCUGAGGAGGCCAAAGAAACGGGCACGUCAUGUUCAGAAGCAAUUGGAUUCCUUGUUUCCUGGAUUGUGGCUGACGGAGGUAACGGUGGAUUCUUACAAGGUUCCAGAGUUCGUUGAAAACGGCAAGAGGUAGUAACAGGAGUUACAAAAACAAGGCUUCCGCUUGCUGACUGAUGGUAAUUUUGUGACCGUUAACUAGUGGUAUACUGUGGUACCAGACCUUCAUGAAUUGGCAAUUUUAUGUAAAAGGUUGAACUUCCGGCUUUCUAAUGUAGGUUCAAUAUCUUUGGAAUGCUAAUUUUUGUUUUAUUACGAUUUUCAUUCAUUUUUUUUUUAUCCCAAGCUGAAUAAUCUUGUAUAAAGUAAGGUGACAUGAGCAUCUUUUUUAACAGAAGAGAAUGGUUCUUCUAUGUGUUUGAUUUUCUGAUUACAAUUGUUGAAUGAUAUAGGUCUUUGUCUUUUGAUUCUGUUUCUUGUUGCUAAACUUUAGAGUGCACCAUUUGGUAGGAGAUGCUCAACAAAUAAAUUAUUGGUACUUUCAGUUAUUGUGUUCGGUUGCAUUAAACUGAAACAAGAACUGCAAUUGCAUUGUUGGGUAUGAGGACGAGGAACAAGUGAUAGUAAAAAAAAGAUUCCAACCUAAAGUGCUUUAAGCUCAUGUUAUGUGAAUUUAUUUCAGAUUAGGUUAGUCUUAUCACUUUCUUGUAGGUUUAGCUUUUUCUUUUAUGACUGGUGCUUGUUCCAAUAGAUGAGUUUACUUGAUAAUUUGGAACUCCAUAGGCAUCUGAAUUGAACUGGCAUGCUUGUUGUUUUCAUCAUCAUAUAAAGGCUUUUCUGUUCUCAAUUAUCAUGCUGUAACUGUCAGUCGAUCACCAUAUCGAUAGGAUUUGCAAGUUACUUUUAUUUUCAGCACUGAGCAUAGCUAAUUCUCUUAAUUCAAAGAAUGCUAUUUAAAACUGGUUUCGAAUUGUAGACUAUUUGAUUAUGCAUUGUUUGGAUUUCAAAAGCUAAAUGGAAAACAUUGAACUGUUUGCGUUGUCCUAUUCAUUGGUAGUACCAAUUACAGUCUUCCAGCUUUGAGAAUAGCUACUUUAGUCCUUUUGUUGUUCAUCCUUACUAAUUGCCUUAGUGAUGAAUUAGCAUACAUGUAGAUUGUAUUCUAUCGAAGAUGGAGAUCUAUUUGCAGAGUUGAUCAGCCGUAUAUUAGCUAGAUUUUCUAUUUUCUUCAUGAUCAGAGUGCCUGCACUUCUUUGUAAUGUCUUGUUAGAUUCAUUUUGUGUAAAUAAAAGAUACUACCUUUUUCCCCUCUGAGCCUUUCUAUACCCUGCAGUAGAUGCAACAAUGCUCUCUCUCUCUCAUUUGCUUGCUUUCAUUAGGUGGGAAUUCAGAAAGGAAUUGGGAUUGUGGUACUCUAUAUCGAUGCAAAGGUUAUCCCAUCACCGGAAUGGGAUGGUAAUAGUUGGGUACUUGAAUGCCAUGUUCUUUAUUUUGUUUUGGGUUUCAGCUCUUUUCCAAUAAGGAAUUAGCCUUUUUUUUUUUUUUUUUUAAUAUAGUAGGAUUACUUUUUUUAAGCCAAACAUUGGGUUGGGUACACUAGUGCACUACACGCGGUUGUCGGUUAUAGAGGCACUAGAAUAACACACAACUAGAAAGGAAAUGUUGACACGGUUAGCAUCAAGGAGGCCUAGCGCCAGCGGCUGCUCUUUGAUUCAGCA
This is a messenger RNA of Durio zibethinus, 2767 nucleotides long. RefSeq lists its product as uncharacterized. The record is from RefSeq and is a predicted model, not a curated record. Lineage: Eukaryota; Viridiplantae; Streptophyta; Magnoliopsida; Malvales; Malvaceae.